Molecule: messenger RNA, 540 nt
Organism: Camellia sinensis
Lineage: Eukaryota; Viridiplantae; Streptophyta; Magnoliopsida; Ericales; Theaceae
Source: RefSeq, a predicted model, not a curated record
AUGCUAGUUUCUAUAGGGCCUUAUCACCAUGGUCAACCAAAACUACUUGCAAUCGAAAAACAUAAAGAGCAUUUUUUGGAAUUGCUCCUUCAACAUAACAACAAUCAUAGAAAGGAGGAUUACUUGGAUUGUAUGAACAAGUUGGAAAAAAGAGCUCGCAAGGAUUAUGUAGACCCAGUUCAUCACCUUGACAGUGAUGAAUUCGUGAAAAUGAUGCUAUAUGAUACUUGCUUUGUUACUGAGUUUCUUCUUGAGCUUCUGGAUGCUAGUGUCAAGUUCGAGGCUAGAGAGGAGCGCAACCAAAGCAUGUUCAAUAUACACUUUGAACAUGGUCAUUUUAAAAUACCAAAGUUUAAAGUAACUGAUUCGACAGAGACAUUCUUCCGAAACAUCAUUGCUUAUGAACAACAUUCAUCGGAUGACAAAUCCAAAUAUUUCACUGAUUAUAUGUAUUUCAUGGAUCAACUUAUCAAUUGCAAAGAAAAUGUGACCCAACUUCGUUGCCAUGAAGUUCUUGAAAACUGGCUUGGUGAUGGCUAA